GAGAGGUCGUGAGAACCAGACGAGUACACGGAGCAGCAACAGCAUGCCUCCUUUCGACAAGACCCAACAUCCCAAGCCUUUUAAACAGCGGAAAAGCUUCGCAGUCAGAAAACAAGAAGUUGCUGGGAUUCGUACUAAAUUUCCAACCAAAAUACCGGUCAUAAUCGAAAGGUAUCAGCGAGAGAAAUAUCUUCCGACCUUAGACAAGACCAAGUUUCUGGUUCCUCAGGAGCUCACAAUAACUCAGUUUGUCACAAUUUUAAGAAACCGCAUGACUCUGAUGCCAAGCCAAGCGUUCUAUCUGCUUCUGCACAACAAAGGCAUUGCUAGCAUGUCCUUAACCAUGGCCCAAGUCUACAAAGAGUACAGGGACGAAGAUGGCUUUCUGUAUAUGACCUACGCGUCCCAAGAAAUGUUUGGACAGUGUUUGGACGUAACCCAAAUGUUGCUGGUCGAACCGGGGAUCCAAAAGACUUCUUUAUAAUUGGCCUCUGGAGAGGAUUUUAACUACCAUCAGCUUGAUCUAUGUAUUGUGUGUCUACUCUGUAUUGUCUGUUUACACUGCUGUCGUUUUAAUAAUGUAAAUGUGGUUAAUAAAUUAAUUGUUUUCCAAAAAA
Messenger RNA from Sardina pilchardus (European sardine), 617 nucleotides. It is a transcript of the gene map1lc3c, whose product is annotated as microtubule-associated protein 1 light chain 3 gamma. Gene Ontology annotation, biological process: autophagosome maturation; autophagosome assembly; autophagy of mitochondrion. The record is from RefSeq and is a predicted model, not a curated record. The transcript is spliced from 4 exons. Gene Ontology annotation, cellular component: cytosol; autophagosome; autophagosome membrane. Bases 44 to 484 code for a protein of 146 amino acids. Gene Ontology annotation, molecular function: ubiquitin protein ligase binding. NCBI's taxonomy places the organism in Eukaryota, Metazoa, Chordata, Actinopteri, Clupeiformes, Clupeidae.